AUGGACCGUUUCCGUUGGUGCUCAGAUGACGUUGAGAAUUAUGGAUCAACAAGAUUGGAAAAUUUAAUUGAAGAAACAAUAGUACUUCAGCAAACUAGUGUUCGUUUGUAUGAUGGACCAAACAGAAGUGCCUUCGAUGGUGGUGUUCUUAAAUUAACAACACAUCGUUUAUUGUGGUUUGAUCCUUUACGGCCUGGAAGCGCAUUUAUAGCUCUCCCUUUGGCUGCUAUUAUUUCUAUAAAAGUUGAAGAAGGUGGUGGUCUAACAAUCAAUCGUACACCAAAACUCAUUUUACGCUUAUUAACCUUAGCUGCUCUACAAAAUGCAUUGACAAGUUUGCCAAAUCCUCCACAGUGGAUUGAACAGUGGUGCGAAAGCACUGAUAAUAUGAACUUCAGCGCAACUGCUGUUGUAAGCCAUUCGAAAGAAGACUAUAUCAAACUGGGUUUUCCUAGAGCUGGACAUCAUGAAUUUUUGCGAUCCUUAAACGAAGUCCUACAGGUCAAACUGUGGACAUUGUCUCCCAACUCGGAUUCCAAGUCUGCUGCUAAAUCAUUUGGAACGGGAGGUAUUGGGGCAAUUCAAAGACAACAAGCUGCACGAGCUGUUGAGACUGAUCGUAGUAUCGCUGAGACGUUUGAAGAUCUGAAUAGACUCAUGACCAAUGCAAGCGAAAUGGUCAAGUUAAGUCGGGUAUUGGCUAGAAAGAUUCGAGAUUGUAAAAAUAGCGAUUUAACUGCUAAUGAAAUCGCUGAAUUACGCUCAACUAUGCUUUCUAUGGGAGUUAUGGAUAGUGAAGGGAUUAACUAUGAUAAAGGAUCGUCAUCAUCAGCAUCAUCUUCCAGCAGUACUACCUUUUAUGUUCAAUUAGCUCAUCAAUUAUCGAAUCUACUUUUUCCAGUACUCAAAGGUCAAAGGUCAAAUCAUCCAACUGAUCACCUACAUACUGGUUGCAUUGAUUUAGCCACUGCUUAUUGUCGAAUUAAUCGUGCACGAGGCAUGGAUUUAAUUUCUCCGGAUGAUUUACUCCGUGCUUGUCGUCAUUUAGAAGGGGAAAAUUUACCAAUAAGACUCAAAUGUUAUGCUAAUGGACUUCUAGUUCUUCAGCUGGCUUCUGAGGAUGAAGAUGAAACACUGAAAUUUACUGCAGAAUUAGUGGAAAAACGUGUUAGUUUAAGUGCAGAUGAGUUCGCUCGUGCAUUGAACCUUUCUCCAUUUCUUGCUAAGGCAAGAUUGUUGGCUGUUGAAGAGGCUGGGCUCAUUUGUCGUGAUGAUAGUGAAGCUGGCCUACGAUUCUACCCAAAUUAUUUUUUAACUCGUCAGGAUUAA
Heterobilharzia americana is the source of this 1329-nucleotide messenger RNA. NCBI's taxonomy places the organism in Eukaryota, Metazoa, Platyhelminthes, Trematoda, Strigeidida, Schistosomatidae. The record is from the annotation of a GenBank genome assembly.